Gongylonema pulchrum is the source of this 1167-nucleotide messenger RNA. Lineage: Eukaryota; Metazoa; Nematoda; Chromadorea; Rhabditida; Gongylonematidae. The record is from the annotation of a GenBank genome assembly.
AUGGCUGAGCCAGGAGAAUUGGGCAAAUUUGAGGAGGAUGAAGGAUUUCCAUAUCUGGAAGUAAGUCGCGAGGAGAAAGCUCAAAAUGCUGCAAAACCCUUCGAUUCGAAGAAAAACUGUUGGAUUCCUGAUGCAGAAGACGGUUUUGUUGCCGCCGAAGUAAAAUCAUCAGCAGCCGAUAAAGUAACGGUGGUUACCGUAAAAGGCAACGAAAUAACACUGAAGAAAGAGGAAGUGCAAGAAAUGAACCCUCCAAAAUUCAGCAAAACUGAAGAUAUGGCGAAUUUAACAUUUUUGAACGAAGCUUCCGUGCUGAAUAACUUGAAAGAGCGAUACUUUUCCAUGAUGAUUUAUACAUACUCGGGCCUUUUCUGCGUCGUAAUCAAUCCGUACAAACGGCUGCCGAUAUACACAGAGAGCAUCAUCAGGCACUACAUGGGUAAAAGACGCAACGAAAUGCCGCCACAUUUGUUCGCUGUUUCCGACGAAGCGUAUCGAAAUAUUCUCAUUGAUCGUGAGAAUCAGUCGAUGCUGAUAACCGGUGAGUCCGGUGCUGGUAAAACGGAGAACACCAAAAAGGUCAUUGCAUACUUCGCAAUUGUGGGUGCCACGCAGCAGAAAAAAGAAGAGGGCAAAAAAGGGGGUACCCUCGAAGAACAAAUUGUGCAGACGAAUCCAGUGCUUGAGGCUUUUGGCAAUGCCAAAACAGUUCGAAACAACAAUUCAUCGCGUUUUGGCAAAUUCAUCCGAACUCACUUCUCCAAAGACGGCAAACUUGCUGGCGGAGACAUCGAGCAUUAUCUUUUGGAAAAGUCCCGAGUUGUGCGGCAAGCUCCUGGCGAACGCAGCUAUCAUAUAUUCUACCAGCUUAUGUCUGGAUAUCAUCCAAAAUUAAAAGAAGAACUACAUUUAAAUCACGAACUCAAAUACUAUCACUUCAGUUCCCAAGCCGAACUAACCAUUGAAGGCGUAGACGACAAGGAUGAAAUGCGUAUCACUCAGGCAAGCCUUUUACAUUUUCUUGAAGCCUUUGAUAUAAUGGGCUUCGAGGACCACGAAACUCACGAUUUAUAUUCAAAUGUAGCUGGCAUUAUGCACAUGGGCGAAAUGAAAUUCAAGCAGCGACCUCGCGAAGAGCAGGCAGAACCCGACGGAGACGAAGGUUGA